This is a messenger RNA of Microdochium trichocladiopsis, 1188 nucleotides long. RefSeq lists its product as uncharacterized. The coding region runs from base 501 to 1079 and encodes 192 amino acids. The record is from RefSeq and is a predicted model, not a curated record. Lineage: Eukaryota; Fungi; Ascomycota; Sordariomycetes; Xylariales; Microdochiaceae. The transcript has 2 exons.
CCACUCUCAACUCCUCCCUCACUUCCACUCAGAUCGGAACGAACCCAGAGCAGCUGCGGCGACGAGGCCUUCCUUUAUGGAAAUCCCUUGCGAACAGCGUCGAUCAAACUUUGCAAGGGUACUCCGCCAAUUACGGGAUGCAGGUUUCCGCUGUGUCGGAUCGUCACAGGUGGCAAGGAUGUUCCGGCAACUGCUGAUUUAAGGUAUGCUUGGAUCGUGGUUAUUGCGCCCUCAGGAUCUCCGAUCUGGAAAGUAAAGUACCUGAGUGUCGGGAUUGCACAAGGGGCUCUUCUCCCUUGGCCGCCGAGACUCUCGAUAUCUACCAAUCCUAUCCCGCGUGCCGUGCUUCAUCUCGUGAUCCCACCACUUUUAACUCUUCAUCGACCAUACGCUGUUUUGAGGCCGGACCAACUCUGACGAUACUGCUCGCCCACUUACAACCAAUAUAUCCAUAAGAACAAAGAUAAUUUUAAUUCCGCACAACAACCCUAAUCACCAAGAUGAGGACCAUCUCAGCAUUCACCAUCGCCAUGGCGAUCCUCAUGCCUGCCACGAUCCUCGCCACAGUCGUGCACCCCUCCUCCUCCGCUUCCUCCCCGUAUCCCGACGACGACGACACAAUGCACGCCACAGCACUCCUCGAAGCGCGACAAAACCUUGGCACGACACUCUCUCAGCUCAGCGACCUGGUCUCCAUCCUCAACCAGAUCGUGACCUCGCUCAAGCCGCAGUUCUUCGAGGACAUGAGCACCCUGAUCACCGGGCUCGCCGACCUCAUGGCGGCGCCUCUGCCCGCGCAGCUGCGCGGCCUGAUCAACACGGCCACCGACCUGCUGGGCGGGCUGGGCCCCGUGCUGAGGUUCAUCGGCAAGAUCGACUUUGCGAGUCUGACGGAGUCGGCGCAGGGCCUGUUUGAGCCGCAGUUUGUCGCCGACAGGGUCAAGCUGAUGAAGGAUGUGUCGGGCUUGAUUACGACCCAGUUUAUCCAAAAGGUUGUUGACGUGGUUGAUGAGCUAGCUCCUCUCAUCGCAGCAGUAUCACAAUUCAUAACAGCCCUCAUCGCCUCGUUCAUCGGAUGAGCCGCUGGCCGACCACCCAUCUCGCACACACACACACACAUAUAUACACACACACACAUAUAUAUAUAUACAUAUCUACAUACACACCUGGGUACAUAUACACUUAGGC